Apis laboriosa (Himalayan honeybee) is the source of this 4858-nucleotide messenger RNA. It is a transcript of the gene ATP8A, whose product is annotated as probable phospholipid-transporting ATPase IA. Bases 814 to 4680 code for a protein of 1288 amino acids. The record is from RefSeq and is a predicted model, not a curated record. Gene Ontology annotation, molecular function: ATP binding; ATP hydrolysis activity; ATPase-coupled intramembrane lipid carrier activity. Gene Ontology annotation, cellular component: plasma membrane. Gene Ontology annotation, biological process: phospholipid translocation. The transcript has 22 exons. Lineage: Eukaryota; Metazoa; Arthropoda; Insecta; Hymenoptera; Apidae.
CGUAUCUAUGUUUUGUAAAAAAAAUUGAGUGAUUUUAUCGUGAGUAAUGAUUAAUUGUUCAAGAAAAAAUCGAAUUCUUAUGUAACGGAGGAUUUCACAAGUAUAAACGUAUUUUAUAUACAGUAUUUGCUACAAUGCGCUAUUGAUAAGGUGUUUUUUUCAUCGAUAUAUUACAGACUGUGCAUAAUCUUCGAAAUCAGCUUUGAACCAAUCGCUUUCUUCGCAACAGCUUAAAAAUAAAAGAAUAGCUUUAAAAAAUAAAGUGAUUAUAUAUCUAUACGUUAUUUGAACGUAAUAAACGCAAUCUAUUUAUGGUGAAUUUAUUUUUCGAGUUGUUUCGAAUAUUUUAUUUCUCUGCAAAAGAAUUGCGAUAUCUAUUCUACAACUUGUCUGGCUAGAGAAUAGAGUUUACUACUGAAUCUUAGUUGAAUAAGUGACCGUGACGAAAUUGAAACUUUUGAUGUAGAGAUUCAUUACAUAGAUGAGGAUCUUGUUAUAUAUAUAUAUAUAUUUUUUUUUCCAUUAAACUUAAAUUGCGUUAAUUUUUUUCUAUAAUGUAUCGAAGUGCCUUGCUAAUAUAGUAGAUAAGACUAAAAUAUCGAUGAAUCGUUAACAGUUUCGCUUAAAAUUACAACAAAGUGUAUGUAUAAUAAAGAUUAGAUGAAAUAAAUUAUUUUUACAUGCACACGUUAGCAAAGGCCUGGUAAAACGUGAUACAAAAUUUCGAAGGCUGAAAUUCGUGAACGCGGUCGAAGAACGACCGUCAGAAAAUCACCUUGGCCUACUCGAUUAAAAGUAGUUCCGUUACGUUCAAUGCAACCAAGUGCCAGGGGGAACCCCCAGGUUCCCAAUCCUGGCUUGUUACGUCCAUUUACACCGACGGAUCUUUCUUCUAUACCUCAUAUGGACAGUACAUCCCCACAAAACAGUGGUGUUCGUAACAGUUCAUCAUCUGUAACUGGUCGAACAAACGAUGGAAUCCAAGAACAAUCCGGGCCUUAUAUCAUCGGUAGUCCUAUCGACCUCGGCAACAUCGAUAACGUCGAUAAUAUUGGCCUACAUAUAGAUUCCCUGGCGACUGGACAUCGAAGGACACGUGAACACAUCGAACUGCAGGAAGCUGGAGCGCACGAAACGAGUUCUGAAGUUGGUCCUGUAAGGGCGGAAAAUGGUGGGUCCCAAGGUGACGAUCAACGGUCUUCACAUCAACACGAUAGCAGUGAAGAAAGAGUAGUUUUUAUAAAUGCUCCUCAUCAACCAGCGAAAUAUAGAAACAAUCAUAUUACAACUGCGAAGUACUCAUGUCUUUCGUUUAUACCUAUGUUUCUUUUUGAACAAUUUCGUCGAUAUAGUAAUUGUUUCUUCUUAUUCAUCGCUCUCAUGCAGCAAAUACCGGAUGUAUCACCUACCGGUCGAUAUACAACUUUGGUUCCAUUAAUUUUUAUUCUUAGUGUAUCUGCAUUAAAGGAAAUAGUCGAAGAUAUUAAAAGGCAUAGGGCAGAUGAUGAAAUUAACAUGCGUGAAGUAGAAGUUUUAAGAGAUGGUCAUUGGCAAUGGAUACAAUGGAGGAAAAUUACUGUUGGUGAUGUGGUUAAGGUCCGCAACAACAAUUUCUUUCCUGCUGACUUGAUCUUAUUAUCAUCAUCGGAGCCACAGAGUAUGUCUUUCAUAGAGACUGCCAAUUUGGAUGGAGAGACCAAUUUGAAAAUACGACAAGCCCAUCCUGACACUGCCAGUCUCUUAGAUACUGCUGAAUUAAUGAAUUUUCGUGCAAAUAUUCAAUGUGAACCACCAAACAGACAUUUGUAUGAAUUUAAUGGAGUAUUGCGAGAAUCUAAUAAACAAUCUGUACCUUUGGGACCUGAUCAAGUAUUGCUUCGUGGUGCAAUGUUAAGAAAUACACGUUGGGUAUUUGGUGUAGUAAUUUACACAGGCCAUGAUACAAAAUUAAUGCAAAAUAAUACUACAACUGCACCUUUAAAAAGAUCUACUUUAGAUCGAUUGACCAAUACACAAAUACUCAUGUUAUUCUUUAUACUUCUUUUGCUGUGCCUUCUAUCCUCAAUAUUUAACAUUCUUUGGACUAAAGCUAAUAGUGAUGGAUUAUGGUAUUUAGGUUUAAAUGAGGAAAUGACUAAAAAUUUUGCUUUUAAUCUUUUAACAUUUAUUAUUUUAUUUAAUAAUUUAAUACCUAUUUCAUUGCAAGUUACAUUGGAAGUAGUGAGAUAUAUUCAAGCUACAUUUAUUAACAUGGAUAUAGAAAUGUAUCAUGCAGAUACAGAUACACCAGCAAUGGCACGUACAAGUAAUCUUAAUGAAGAACUUGGUAUGGUUAAUUAUGUUUUUACUGAUAAAACUGGAACUCUUACAAAAAAUGUAAUGGAGUUUAAACGAUGUUCAAUUGGUGGCAAAAUAUAUGAUUUACCAAAUCCAAAUUUAAAUGGUGACGAAGAUGGUAUUAGUAUCAAUACCGAAUUAAUUAAAGAUAUUAUUGAAGGAAGAUCAGUACAAGAUCUUUCUCGUGUUGAUAAAAAGGCUGCAAAUCAUGCAAAAGUAGUACAUGAAUUUAUGAUUAUGCUUUCUGUGUGUCAUACUGUUAUUCCCGAGAAAAUUGACGAAACUAUUAUUUAUCAUGCUGCAUCUCCAGAUGAAAGAGCGCUGGUAGAUGGAGCACGUAAAUUUAACUAUAUAUUUGAUACUCGAACACCUGCUUAUGUGGAAAUAGUAACUUUGGGUGAAAGAUUUCGUUAUGAAAUAUUAAAUGUAAUAGAAUUUACCUCAGCUAGAAAAAGAAUGUCAGUAAUUGUGAAAACACCAGAAGGAAAAAUCAAACUUUUUUGUAAAGGAGCUGAUUCUGUUAUUUAUGAAAGAUUGUGCCCAAUUUCCUUAGAGAAUAGUGAUCCUGAACAAAAUAGUUUGGAUGAUUUCCGAGAUAUAACUUUAGAACAUUUGGAAGCAUUUGCAUCUGAAGGUUUAAGAACACUUUGUUUUGCUGUUGCAGAUAUACCUGACAAUUUUUAUCAGUGGUGGCGUGAAACUUAUCAUAAUGCAAUAAUUAGUUUAGGAAAUCGUGAAAAUAUGAUCGAAAAUGCCGCAAAUCUUAUUGAAACAAAAUUAAGAUUAUUAGGCGCAACUGCUAUUGAAGAUCAAUUACAAGAUCAGGUACCAGAAACAAUACAGGCUCUUUUACAGGCUGACAUUAAUGUAUGGGUAUUGACUGGUGAUAAACAAGAAACUGCUAUAAAUAUUGGCUAUUCUUGUAGAUUAAUUACACAUGGAAUGCCAUUGUACAUAAUUAAUGAAUCGUCUUUAGAUAAAACAAGAGAAAUUAUAAUACAGCGUUGUCUUGAUUUUGGAAUUGAUUUAAAGUGUCAAAAUGAUGUAGCUCUUAUCAUAGAUGGAAAUACAUUAGAAUAUGCAUUAUCCUGUGAUAUUAGAAUGGAUUUUCUAGAUUUAUGUUCAUCUUGCAAAGUUGUUAUUUGUUGUAGAGUUUCACCAAUGCAGAAAGCUGAGGUGGUUGAUUUGAUUACAAGUAAUAAAAAAGCUGUAACACUUGCGAUUGGAGAUGGUGCAAAUGAUGUAGCAAUGAUCCAGAAAGCUCAUAUUGGUGUUGGUAUUUCUGGUGUUGAAGGUCUUCAAGCAGCUUGUGCUUCGGAUUAUUCUAUUGCACAAUUUCGUUUUUUAAAACGCUUAUUAUUUGUUCAUGGAUCAUGGAAUUAUAGUAGGAUGUGCAAACUUAUACUUUAUUCAUUUUACAAAAAUAUUUGUCUUUAUGUCAUUGAAUUAUGGUUUGCUAUUUAUUCUGGCUGGAGUGGUCAAAUUCUUUUUGAGCGAUGGUCGAUUGGUCUUUACAAUGUUGUAUUUACAGCAGCACCUCCAUUAGCUAUGGGACUUUUUGAUAAAGUAUGUUCUGCGGAAACUCAUUUAAGUCAUCCAGCAUUAUAUGCCACAAAAAAUACUGGAGAAUCAUCGUUUAAUAUUAAAGUAUUUUGGAUAUGGAUUGCAAAUGCUUUAAUACAUUCAUCUCUUCUUUAUUGGUUAUCAUUAUUGGCUCUAAAAGAAGGAAUAGUAUGGGCAAAUGGCCGAGAUGGUGGUUAUAUUGUUUUAGGAAAUUUUGUAUACACAUAUGUUGUAGUAACGGUGUGUGGAAAAGCAGGAUUAAUAAUUAACUCUUGGACAUGGGUCACUCAUUGUGCAAUGUGGGGAUCUAUUAUGCUUUGGUUUUUGUUUAUUUUAAUAUAUAGUAAUUUUUGGCCUAUUCUAAAUGUGGGUGCAGUAAUGUUAGGCAACGAUAGAAUGUUGUUUUCUUCACCUGUAUUCUGGCUGGGUUUGGUACUUAUACCAUCAGCAGUACUACUUAUGGAUAUUACAGUUAAGGCAGUCAAGAAUACAAUUUGGAAAUCCGUAACUGCGGCAGCUAGAGAAAAUGAGAUUCGAAAAUCUGACCCCGGAGAUGUAUUCAAUAGUCACGAUUAUAGAAGCUCAUUGACGGAGACGGCGCGGCUACUGAAAAACGUAAAAAGUGUUUUCACCAGGCGAUCAAACGCCGCUUCCAGAGUUAAUGUCGAAGUGGAACUAUCACAUGGAUUUGCAUUCUCUCAAGAGGAAGGAGGCUCGGUGACUCAGACGGAUGUGAUCAGAGCUUACGAUACAAAUCUUCCGAAACCUGGCGGCAUGUGAUCUUAAUUCUACUAGCUAGAAAUAGUACACAGAUGUAUAUUCUAUAUAUAGAUUUUUUUUCGACUGAUAAAACAAACAAAAAAAAAAAAAAAAAAUUCAAAAAAAAUGAGAGAAAGAGAAGAAGAGAAAAAUUUUCCUAGGAAUUCGAUACUCGCCAAGCCCUACGUAACGCCUGUCU